Messenger RNA from Amblyraja radiata (thorny skate), 2870 nucleotides. RefSeq names its product sodium/hydrogen exchanger 2-like. The record is from RefSeq and is a predicted model, not a curated record. The transcript is spliced from 12 exons. Lineage: Eukaryota; Metazoa; Chordata; Chondrichthyes; Rajiformes; Rajidae. Gene Ontology annotation, cellular component: plasma membrane. Gene Ontology annotation, biological process: potassium ion transmembrane transport; sodium ion import across plasma membrane; proton transmembrane transport. Bases 264 to 2663 code for a protein of 799 amino acids. Gene Ontology annotation, molecular function: potassium:proton antiporter activity; sodium:proton antiporter activity.
AGGAAGCCAUCUCCCUCCCCUUACAGAGAGAGGGAGGGAGAGAGACAGAGAGAGAGAAUGCAAGCUCAGGAAUAAGCCAGCAUCUUCGGGACUCUGGAGCAGAAGGAAGAAGAGGGAUUGUGUGUGUGUGUGUGUGGGGAGAGAAAGAGGAUGCAGAUUGCAACAAACCAGCUUUGAAUGCAGCGGGCGAGAGUGGCUUGUGCUGAGUGCGGGAUCAGGGGAUAGGACUCGUUCAUCAGACGCUGCCUCCUUCAUCAUUCACCAUGUCCCGCCGCUGCAGCCUCUGCCUGGGCAUCUUCUUGCUGCAACUUUUAUCAGGGACUUCCCUGCUGGCAGAGACGGUGCUGGGCCCGCUGGGCAACGCCACUGGGCGAUGGGUGCCCGCAGCCUCCGGCCAGCCGCUGACCAGAGCCCUCCAGCCGGCUUGGGAGCCGGGGCUGAACGGGAGCGGCGCCGCCGGGGACACCGCGCUGAAGAUCUUCUCCAUCGAAUACCAUCACGUCCAGGUGCCCUUCGAGAUCACCCUGUGGAUCAUGCUGGCCUCGCUGGCUAAGAUAGGUUUUCAUCUCUACAUCAAGCUUCCCUCCAUUGUGCCAGAGAGCUGCCUGCUGAUCAUCGUGGGACUGAUAAUGGGCGGGAUAAUCUACGGGGUGAACGAGACAUCGCCGCCCAUCAUGAGUACGGACGUUUUCUUCCUCUACCUGCUGCCCCCCAUUGUACUGGACGCGGGCUACUUCAUGCCCAGCCGCCCCUUCUUUGACAACAUUGGGACCAUCCUCUGGUACGCGGUGGUGGGGACCUUGUGGAACGUCUUUGGGAUCGGCUUGUCCCUCUACGGCAUUUGCCAGAUCGAGUCGUUUGGCCUGAAGGAUAUCUCGCUGCUCUACAACCUGCUGUUCGGCAGUUUGAUCGCCGCCGUCGACCCGGUGGCCGUGCUGUCCGUGUUCGAGGAGAUCCACGUCAACGAGCAACUCCACAUCCUGGUCUUCGGAGAAUCGCUGCUCAACGAUGCCAUCACCGUGGUUUUGUACAAAUUGUUUAAGACGUUCUGUACCAUGCCCUCGGUUGGAUUGUCUGACGUAUUUAUUGGAUUUAUAAAGUUCUUCCUGGUGGGGCUCGGAGGCCUUCUCGUGGGCUUCAUUUACGGAAUCAUCGCGGCACUCACCACUCGCUUCACCGAGAACAUCCGUGUGAUCGAACCUCUCUUCGUCUUCCUCUACAGCUACCUGUCCUACUUGACUGCCGAGAUGUUUCACUUCUCUGGCAUCGUGGCGAUAAUAGCUUGUUCAAUGAGCAUGAAACGAUACGUGGAGGCCAAUAUUUCUCAGAAGUCUCACACUACAAUCAAAUAUUUCAUGAAGAUGUGGAGCAGUGUGAGUGAGACCCUCAUCUUUAUUUUCCUCGGCGUGUCUACUAUCGGGGAUAAGCACGAGUGGAGCUGGCCGUAUGUUUGUUUCACAAUGCUCUUUUGCCUUGUGUGGAGAGCUGGUGGAGUGAUUUUCCUGACGUUUAUCGUGAACAAGUUCCGUGUGAACGUGGUAACGAAGAAGAACCAGUUCAUCAUCGCCUACGGCGGAUUGCGCGGAGCAAUCUGCUUCUCCCUCGUCUUCUUGCUUCCAAACUUCCCACAGAAGAAGAUGUUCACCACAGCCACCAUCGUGGUCAUCUUUUUCACUGUCUUUGUCCAGGGUAUGACAAUUAAACCACUGGUGGAGUUACUGGAGGUGAAGAGAACAAGCCUGGCUCCACCCACUGUCAGUGAGCAGAUUCACAUCCGGUUCCUGGACCAUUUGUUGGCGGGGAUCGAAGAUAUCUGCGGACAUUGGGGCCAAUAUUACUGGAAAGACAGAUUUGAAAACUUCAACAACAAGUAUCUCAACAAGCUAUUCAUCAGAGAACAGCAUCUGUCCAAGUCCAGCAUCGUGAUGCUGUACCAGAAGCUGGAGAAGAAGCAUGCCAUUGAGUUGGCAGAGACAGGCCAGCUGGCAGGGACAGCAUCGACGGCAUCUCUACAGAAUGAGAAAGCCGCUGAAGUCUUGAAGCGACCAGUGUCACCAGAACAGCUCGAUAAUAUCCAGGAGCUCUUGUUAAGAAAUCUCUAUCGAAUUCGGCAAAGGAUGCCGUCCUACAACAGGCACACCUUGCCGCAGGGGAAAAGCACCAACCAGGCCAAGGAGAUCUUCCUGCGUCGUCAGGAGAGUUUGCUGAAAGAUGACGUCUCUCUGAAUUCCGUAAAGAGGAGAUCGGUUUGUUUAGCCGAUGAGUCACAAAAGAAAGGCAAACUGGCCCGGUCCCUCACAGUUGGUGGAUACAGAGGCGAUGAAAACCAUCCCGAGAUGGAAUGUCCAAAGUUUCCCAAGUCCAUUUCAGUCACCCCGCAGCAGCCCAGCACAGCAGAGUGGAUCAACGAGGAAGAGCCCGAAAACCUGCAAACGCCGGAUGAAAACGGGAUCAAGCUGAAGUGGAGGGAUGAGAAUGAAACUGUGGCGGAAAGCAGGAGGUCUGGGCUCAAGUUGAAGCUCCAGUUCGCUUCUCCGGAUGCAAUUGACAACGGGUCGCCGCGGGAUGGGACGGACAACGGCGGGAGAAUCCCGCACCUCGCUCCACUGAGCAGGCAGUUUUCCGAGCAGGUCCAUGACAGAGGAACCGCGCAGAGCGAAUGAAAGGGAAGGUAGCCUUGAGUCACGAUGACGUGAGUCGUUUUACCCUCAACGUUAACAUGGAAGGGAGCAAAUUGAUUCAAGGGUUGACAUGAGACAAUUUACGUCCAACCUGUCCCACUUGGCGUUGUUUUCGGCCACUGCCGGCGUCAAUAGACAAUAGGUGCAGGAGUAGGCCAUUCGGCCCUUCGGGACAGCACCGCCAUUCAA